Trypanosoma grayi is the source of this 369-nucleotide messenger RNA. Its product is annotated as transmembrane protein 234. Lineage: Eukaryota; Euglenozoa; Kinetoplastea; Trypanosomatida; Trypanosomatidae. The record is from RefSeq and is a predicted model, not a curated record. The coding region runs from base 1 to 369 and encodes 122 amino acids. The transcript has a single exon.
AUGCUUCUCAUUCUGCUCGCUGCGGUCAUCUGGGGCACUACAAACCCAUUGCUGAAACGCUACAGCACUGGUAUGGCCACACAAACCACCUCGUUCCUGGAGGACCUGUGCUUCCUUGCGUCGCGGCCCAAGUACCUCGUGGCGCAGCUCACCAACCUGAGCGGAUCGGUAUUCUUCUUCGCUGGCCUGCGCGAUGUUGACGUGGCGAUUGGCAGCAUAGUAGCCAAUGCACUGGCCUUUGUGAUCACCGUGCUGGUGAGCGUCCUCGUGCUGCAGGAGGGCACACUGCGGCCGCGAACGUUGCUGGGAAGCUGCCUGGUGGUGAGUGGGACGGCACUCUGUGGGCUCGCCGCCUCGACGGACGCCUGA